Vombatus ursinus (common wombat) is the source of this 3055-nucleotide messenger RNA. It is a transcript of the gene TTC38, whose product is annotated as tetratricopeptide repeat domain 38. Gene Ontology annotation, molecular function: protein binding. The coding region runs from base 253 to 1494 and encodes 413 amino acids. The record is from RefSeq and is a predicted model, not a curated record. Lineage: Eukaryota; Metazoa; Chordata; Mammalia; Diprotodontia; Vombatidae. The transcript is spliced from 14 exons.
UUUCAAGAACUCUUCUUCUUGCGCUGGGACAAUUCGACAUUUCUCAUGAAGAGGAGUGGCUGUUUCAGCUCCACUGUCUUCCUCUGACUAUGAACCCAGAGCUUCUCCAUCCCCGUGGCUUGGAAGGAUGCAGGCCUGCCGCUCUCCACCACCAGUAAUGAGGCCUGCAAGCUCUUUGACGCCUCCCUGACCCAGUAUGUGACGUGGUCCAACGAAAAGAGUCUCGGCGGCCUGGAAGGAUGCUUUUCAAAAAUGAAGGCCGCGGAUCCAGAGUUUGUGAUGGGGCACGUCAUUGCCAAUGGCCUGGCACUCAUUGGCACGGGGACCUCCGUGGUGCUGGAUCAAGCCCUCCGCCUCUCCAUGGAGACCAUGAUGGAGCUUUCCAGGAGACAGCCACUGACCAAGCGUGAGAAGCUGCACGUGGCUGCCGUGGAGAUGUUUGCUAAGGGGUGCCUUCCGAAAGCUUGCACCUUGUGGGAAGAGAUUCUCCAGGACUACCCCACCGACAUUCUGGCUCUGAAGUUUUCCCACGAUGCCUACUUUUACCUGGGCUAUCAGCCCCAGAUGAGGGACUCUGUCGCUCGGGUUCUUCCGCACUGGACUCCCAGCAUUCCCCUCAGCAGCUACGUGAAAGGUAUUUAUUCUUUCGGAUUGAUGGAAACGAACCUCUAUGAUCAGGCAGAGCAGCUGGCCAGAGAGGCUCUGUCCGUGAAUCCAACAGAUGCCUGGUCAGUCCACACCGUGGCCCACAUCUACGAGAUGAAAGCAGAGAUCAAGGACGGACUGUCCUUCAUGCAGAGCUCGGAAUCCAACUGGAAGGACCGCGACAUGCUCGCCUGUCAUAACUACUGGCACUGGGCCUUGUACCUGAUAGAAAAGGGUGAACACGAGGCGGCCUUGACGAUUUACGACGAGCAUAUUGCGCCCAGCCUUCUGUCAACUGGGUCAGUGCUCGACAUGGUGGACAGCUGCUCCAUGCUGUACAGACUUCAGAUGGAAGGCGUGCACGUGGGGGAUCGCUGGCAAGCCGUGCUCCCGGUGACCAAGCCCCAUUCCAGGGACCACAUCCUGCUCUUCAAUGAUGCUCACUUCCUCAUGUCCUUCCUGGGGGCCAAAGACCAUGGAACCGUCCGAGAGCUCCUGACCACCCUUCAGGAACUGAGCCAACACCCUGGUGAGAACCAUCAGCACCAGCUGGCUCGGCAGGUGGGGCUGCCCCUGUGCCAGGCCCUGGUGGAAGUGGAGAACGGGGACCCAGACAGGGCCGUGGAGCUGCUGCUGCCCAUUCGGUACAAGCUCGUGGGAAUAGGCGGUAGCAACGCCCAGAGGGACGUCUUCAAUCAGGUGCUGGUUCACGCGGCCCUUAAGUGUCAGCAGAAAUCCCACCGGAACCUGGCCAGGAGCCUCCUCCUGGAACGGGAUGCCCUGAAGCCCGGCUCCCCUCUGACCCAGCGCCUCAUCCGGAAGGCAUCGGCCCUGCAUCUCAUGGCCUAGAGCCUUGCCUGGGGUGAGGGGCCAUCUCCUCCCACCCCCCGAGGGAGCCUCCGUCUCAUAACUGUCCGUUGGGAAGCCUGAUGCCCAGCAUCACCUGGACCAGAAGCCAAACACCAGCCCCCAGCCCCAAGAAAAGCAAACCCUGCUCUACACACCCACGAGAAGCUGCGCUGCCCAUCCCCCAGGCCCCCCACACCACCAAGCUUCCAUCUAAGAAGGGACACUCAUGCCUCAGGUGUUUGAGAGCAGGUCAUCCCUCUGUGAAUUAUCAGCCCUGAUAACUAAGCCUCCAGCCCCCGUCUGUUGUCGAGAAGGAAACUGAGGCAGGGAGCAAGGAAGGGCCUCACUCGUGCUCCCAGUUGGCUAGUGUAGGACCCAGGCUGAGGCCCUCACCUUUCCUCUCCUGACCCAGCGCCACGCUGGCCCCCUCUGCCCCCCAUGUGUUGCUCUGGGCACCUCCUGUUCCCCUGGCUUGGUGUCAAGGGACUGGAAAUGUCGUUUUAUAACAACACUCAAUCAGACGUGGCAAAGGAGUCACGUGUGCUGCUCCCCCUGACCCCGGCUCUCACGACCUGCCCAGGAGGUGGUCAUCUGGGCCGCAGGAGGGUCUGCAGCAGCCUGGGAGACCUAGCCCCCAAGCCUUCAAGGUGGGGCCGUAAGGGUGGCGGCCAGAGUCACCGACGAGAAGACGGGGCGCAGGGCCCUCCUCGCCUGGCCCCAAGGCAGUCAGGCUUCUCCUCCAUCACAAGGGCGGCCCGGCCAGUGCAGGGACCGUCUCACCUCUCUGGCUGAGGCUUUUUCUUUAAUCGGCAACUUUUCCAGGAAAAAAAUAGUGAGCUUAACCUUGGGCAUGUCCCUCCCUUCUCUGAGCCUCAGUUUCCUUCUCAGCGCCCUCCUGCCACCACCUCCUUGCGGGGUUAGCUCGGCGCUUUGUCGGCCCCCCACGGAAGCCAGAAGAGCACAUGACUUCCAGCCGACCUCGUGGGUGCUUGCGUCUGAACAGUCAGGUUAGCUCUCAAGGUCUACGAUUUCAGCCCUCUGGGGGCCAUGUGGGCACAGGCCAUGACACUGGGAGAAAAUCCCUGUGGGCAUCUCUUCUCUGAGCCUCAGUUUACCCAUCUGUAAAAUGGGGCUGUUCAGACUGCACCAGCUUCUCAGAGCUCAGUGAGCAGAGCACCCCUCUUACUCCAGCGGCGGCCCUGCGUGCAGAACCACGUUCAGAGGGGGCAAGGCCACCAGCUUCACCCGUGGGGCCGUGGCCUCUCCCAUAGAAAGCCUGCCACGACCCGCAGGGACCGACCAUGCGCACGGUUGGCGACCAUUAUCUGGUCAUCAUUGCCAACCCACGGUGGUCCCUUUUUCCCUUGGAAACUGCAUGAGAUCCCCUGGCUUCUCACACAUGAUUUCAGGGUAAAUUUAACCAAGCCAUGACUUUUCCUCAUUGGUGGGAGGGUGGGUGAAGGUCAUGGGGUGGCCGCUGGGCCAUGGCCCUGUGGCUCCCAAACCCCAACCCUUAGGUGUGCGGGUGUCAAUCAGUAAAAAUCCAUUCAAUAACUGGAAA